UUAGAUCUGCUCAUUUGGGCUUGAAAAGGUCCGGGCCAGCUGACGAUAUCAUGCUGCUGAUUCUCGGUCAAUGCCUCAAUGGUGUUUAUCUUCCCCAAUCCUAAUCGAUAUCGCCAUUCCAGCUCCCAAGCAUCUGCUGCGACUCAUCCGUGAGAGAAGGCGUCUGCUUUCUUACACUGUUCGACCCCUUUCUGCUCUGCGCUACUGGGUUUUCUACUCGCCGGGUGCUUCAAUCCGGCAAGCUGCUGGUUCUUCGCCAAUGUUUUCUUUCUAACUCGCCGGGAGCUUCAACUGGCAACUAGCUGUGUUCUUCGCCGAGGUAAAACAUAGCAAAAGUUGCUGACUUUGACUCAAUUUACAUUCCAUUGAACGUGAAUCUGCAGAAUUGUCAUUCUAGAUUAGCAAAUUCGAUUAGAAAGUCUGUAGUAGUGUUCAUAGGCAGUUUUCGGUUUUGGCCGAUCUCUUUGACCUUUCUGGAUUCUCUGAAUUGGGGUUCUGUGAUUUUGGAUUCAACAUAUCUGUUUUAUCUUAAAGCUUUGAAAUUUCUGGGGAAAUCCUCACAGAGUACUCGCAGGUUCUAGCUUUCAUAUAGUACUCAAAUUGGAAUCUAUGGCUGCUGUGGAACUAAAGACUGAGAAUGGCGAUGCUAAAGCUGUGGGGAAUGCAACAACAUCAUCGGUUAAUGUAAGGGUAUUGUUCUUUGCCAGAGCUCGAGACCUAACUGGCACGGCAGAUACUUUGUUGGAGGUGACAUCGGGCAGUACAGCAGGGGACUGCUUGAAAGAAGUCAUAGAUAGAUUUCCCGCAUUGGAAGAGAUCAGAGAAUGCAUGGUGCUCGCUCUGAAUGAGGAGUACACAUCUGAUUCUGCAGUCGUCAAAGAGAAUGAUGAGCUGGCUAUCAUACCUCCCAUCAGUGGUGGCUAGCUAGGUAGAUUCCCCCUUCCACAUUGCAGAUUUCCUCAUCUAAGAUAUCUGAAUUUUUGUACCAGCAUGCGUUCAAUACUCUUUGUAUGAUCAAGUCUCUGGCACAAAAGAUGUUCAAGUUUCAAGUUCUGCAUGACGGUGUAAAAACUAAAAACUUGUGCAAAAUGAGUAGCCAUUGAACUUCUACAUUCUCACUAUGUGGUGCAAAAGUGAGGGUGUGCCCUAUUUCACACAUAAUGAAGAUGAGAGGUGUAUCUAAUGAAAAUAGUUUCAAAAUUGCAGUUCAUGAGGGUUUUUAUUUCGAAUCAAGUUUCUUGUCACGUUAGGUGACAAGAACACCUAAUUCACGCAUUUUUUUCAUUUAUUCACGCCAUAUUUUCGUUAUUCACGCCAUAUUGACAUUAUUCACGUAAGAGUGUUGCUUAUUCACGCAACCAAUAUUGUUUAGUCACGCAACCUGGUGUCGAUUCACGCAUAUUGUUAUUUAUUCACGCCAUUGUCAAAUUAAAUUUUAGACGUUAAAGUAUAUCAAAAUGGAUGUCAUUGGGUAGAUUAUGAUCAAUGCGACAUAUUUUUACAGACUAAUUGAGAAUUCAAAUUUAAUUCCAUAAAAUAUAGCCAAUACAAAUUAUUAGGGGGAAAAAGUCUGAAUUUUUAUUUACGUGAAUAACUUACACUCUUACGUGAAUAAACAUAGUAUUACGUGAAUACACACAAAAUGACGUGAAUGAGUAUAAAAAUACGUGAAUAAAUUAGCAUUAGGUGUUUUGGCACCUAACGUGACAAGAGAAGUUUUCCUUUUAUUUCAUUCCAUUUAUGGGUGUAUACAGUAGAAUGCUAUCUGCAUUUAAACACACCAUCUAGGCAUCUACAAUGUCUUCUGUAAUAUUGCCAAUUAUUUUCAAAGAAUUCUCAAGGGAACUUAUGGGCUAUGGCUAUUUAUACAAGAAUUGGGCUAAUCUACCAUAAAUCAAUAUUAUAGAUAGAGGGGUAGUUGGAUCGAAUUCAUAGAUUCAUUGGUGGGAUCAAAUUGAUUCAUGAAGUUUUGGAUUGGAUCCAAUGAAUUGUGCACUCUAAAUAUUUAAAUCCACUUUUGGUCACUAACUUUGCAAAAACCGUUCAUUUAUGGUCACUCUCCGUUGGCUGCCGUCCAACGCCGUUAACGGCGUCCGUUAAGUGAUGACGUGGCUGACUGAUUUGCCUAAUCAGCACUUUUUAACCCCAAAAUUGACUGACCUGACCCGCCACGUCAUUUAAACCCUCCAUGUCAGCUAAACCUAACCAAACCUCUAACCAAACCAGACCAGACCCACUAACUAAAACACCCAGACCCACUAACUAGUUUUACCCUAUCCGAUUAGGCCGGAUUCGGGUGGAUAUCCACAGUUACGGAUAUUUUUGACAUCCCUACCUGACCUUUGAGAUAGAAGGAGCAAAACUAAACUAGUAUUGAGACAAUGAAGCCAAAGUUACACAUCUUCAACGGUCAACAUCUAAGCUUCUCCCUUCUCAUGAACUCCAACUCAAUGCAACCAUGUAGCUUAGGCAAUUAGGUUAUCAUUGUUCACCAGGAUAGGCAUGCCAUGCCAGGCUAGCCUUCUACAUGAUAUAUGAUCUUCACCAAACUCUACGGGGUCGUUUGGUUUUGGUGAUUGUUUGAUUGGGAUAGUUACAAUGCAUGCAUUGUCCACAAUGUAUUGUUUUUUUGAAUUUUCUGCACAAACAAUAUGUGCAUUGUUUGCUUGAAAUGACACAAACUAUCACUCAAAAUGAGUGAUAGUUAAAUCUCAAGUUUUUGGUGAGAUUGUUGAGAUUAUUUUAUUGGGAUUGUUGAGUCUUUGUUUCUUCCAACUAUGUCCCUACCUUUUUAUGUGUUGUUGCUUUCUUAUAUAAAAAGCAAAGGGUAAAAGUGACAUUUCAUCCCAAAGAUAAUAUAACUUAUUUAAAUAC
Messenger RNA from Linum trigynum, 2874 nucleotides. Lineage: Eukaryota; Viridiplantae; Streptophyta; Magnoliopsida; Malpighiales; Linaceae. The record is from the annotation of a GenBank genome assembly.